AUGAAAGGCUGUAAAGUUGUCUUCCACACCGCUUCUCCUUUCACGUCAAACUUUAGUGAUCCUCACAAGGAUCUAGUAAACCCUGCAAAACUGGGAACGAGAAACGUGUUGGAAACUGCGAAUAAAAUAGAUUCGGUGACCAAGGUCAUCUUGACCAACAGUUGCGCGGCAAUGUAUGGAGACAACAAGGACCUUACUUCCCUUCCGAAUGGUACCUUGGACGAACCCGUAUGGUAUUAA
Molecule: messenger RNA, 240 nt
Organism: Priceomyces carsonii
Lineage: Eukaryota; Fungi; Ascomycota; Pichiomycetes; Serinales; Debaryomycetaceae
Exons: 1
Coding region: 1-240 (79 amino acids)
Molecular function (GO): oxidoreductase activity, acting on the CH-OH group of donors, NAD or NADP as acceptor
Source: RefSeq, a predicted model, not a curated record